Messenger RNA from Lodderomyces theae, 1527 nucleotides. RefSeq lists its product as uncharacterized. Bases 1 to 1527 code for a protein of 508 amino acids. The transcript has a single exon. Gene Ontology annotation, cellular component: mitochondrion. Gene Ontology annotation, molecular function: protein-arginine omega-N symmetric methyltransferase activity. The record is from RefSeq and is a predicted model, not a curated record. Lineage: Eukaryota; Fungi; Ascomycota; Pichiomycetes; Serinales; Debaryomycetaceae.
AUGUUAACCCUACGAAGACACUUGUUCAAAGGCAGGUUGCAAAAAGCUCUUGAACCGCCACCUCCAAGCCACUAUGAAUACUCAAUCUCACCAAAGACUUACAACUUCAAGGUUCCCUCCACAAAACAAACGCUCAACCCGAUACAACUCAUAUAUCAAAAAGCAGUCAAUUUUCCAUUCGAAAAAUCAAAUGAAGAGGUGUACAAUUCAUACCCCAAGGUUAAUGCAUCACAGUUGCUCGAUAGAAAGACGAGACCGAAAGGAGUUCUGAUGAGCACUGCCGAUUUUAUAGAGGAUCUGUUGUACAACAAACAUUACGGAUACUUUGCGAAGGAAGCAGAAAUCUACCACCCGGACAAACCAUUCAACUACCCGGAUGUCAAAGACAUUGAUGGGUUUAUGGAGGCUUGGGGAGAAUCUUAUUCAAAGUAUAAUCAAGACGAGCCCAAACCGCUUCAGUUGUGGCAUACCCCAACUGAGUUGUUCAAUCCUUUUUAUGGGGAGAGUUUGGCACGUUAUAUUUUAUUCAACUACAAGAUCAAUGGCAACUACCCAUACGAGGAUUUAAUCAUAUAUGAAAUGGGAGGGGGAAAUGGAACGCUAAUGUGCAACAUCCUCAACUAUAUCAAAAAGCACGAGCCCCAAAUAUACGCUAAAACCCAGUACAAAAUCAUUGAGAUAUCAAGCCAACUUGCAAAAAAGCAAAAAGCAUCUUACAGCAACAAGCUAAGGAAUGAGGGGUUGGAUUCAGAUCUCCUAGAAAUUCACAAUGUAUCUAUAUUUGAAUGGAAAGAGGUGGUCAACGAACCCUGUUUCUUUAUUGCCUUGGAAGUGUUUGAUAAUUUUGCACACGACAUGAUUGCAUACGAUAUGAACACGGGAGAGCCAAUGGAGGGCAAAGUGCUUAUUGACAAGAAAGGCGACUUUUACCAAUUCUUCACACGCGAGUUGAGCCCGUACACAAAUGCCUAUUUACAACUUCGUGAACAUGGCGACUUCUCAGUGCUAAAGUACCAAUCCACGGUUAGGGGAAAACUAGACGGAUUAAAGAGCUUCUACAAAUCAGUGCACCCACUACUAGAAUCCUCAACCAAGCUCAAAGUAAAGCAAAUGAUAUUUCCAUUCAACGAUGAAUUGUCGACCCCAGAAUACAUACCAACAAGGCUUCUUCAAUUCUUUCAAAUUUUAAAACACAAAUUUCCCAAUCAUUCCUUGAUCAGCUCAGACUUUCACUACUUGCCCAACACUAUUAAAGGGUUCAAUGCUCCUGUAGUGCAAACAAUGCUAAAGAAAGAAAUGGUGGAUGUCAGAACCUACAUGGUGCAACAGGGGUAUUUCGAUAUAAUGUUUGCAACCGACUUUGAAAUUGCCAACGACAUGUAUCAAAGGAUAACAGGAAAAAAGUCACAAAUAAACACGCAUAGAGGUUUCCUAGAGCAAUGGGCGGAUAUCGAAGCUACAACAACAAAGAACGGAGAGAAUCCAAUGUUGGAUUUUUACAGAAAUGUAAGUUUUUUAACUAGUUAG